Molecule: messenger RNA, 14269 nt
Organism: Chelmon rostratus (copperband butterflyfish)
Lineage: Eukaryota; Metazoa; Chordata; Actinopteri; Chaetodontiformes; Chaetodontidae
Gene: sfpq
Product: splicing factor proline/glutamine-rich
Exons: 12
Coding region: 114-2057 (647 amino acids)
Biological process (GO): regulation of DNA-templated transcription
Cellular component (GO): nucleus
Molecular function (GO): RNA binding
Source: RefSeq, a predicted model, not a curated record
ACGGUUUGUCGCCAUUUUGAGAAGCUGGAACUGCAAGCUGCUGUAGGACGCGAUUGUUACGCAUAAAAUCUUUAACGUUUUAAGUAUUUUUAAGUUUUCGCUGAUAAGGAUCAAUGUCUCGAUUUAAUAAUAAUCGCGGCGGCCUGGGGAUGAAUAAUUUCCAGCCACGCAGAGGCGGUGGGCCCGGCGGCCCGAUGCGGGGUGGGCUAAUGGGAAACCCAAAUUUCAGGAACCAUCCUUUUCACAAUCAGAACCAAAAUCGGAGGGGACCAAAUAACAACAUGAACAGACCGCCUAAUCAGGGUCCACACAUGACUAACCAGAAGCCACAACAGAACCAGUCUUUGCCGAUCAUCCCUCCGCCGAGUCCCGGCCCGGCUCUCACAAUGAAAGGCCCGAUGCAGCAGCAGCAGCAGCAGCAGAAACCGGCACAACAACAGCAGGAGCAGCAGCGGAAACCGACAACUCCUGUGCCUCAGCCGAAGAUAGACUCACCUCCACCGAAGCCUAACAUCACAUCCCCGCAACCUAACCAGGCAAACAAGAACCAGCAGCUUAAGUCACCGGUAGGAAAUGCUAACGGACAGCAGCAGAAGCAGCCUCCACACCCGAAGUCGGGACCACAGCAAGGGCAGAAAACGAGCCCUCAACAAAGCCAGAAGACUGGUCCUCAACAAGGCCAGAGGACAGGGCCUCAACAAGGCCAGAGAGCAGGGCCACCGGCAAUGAAGCCUAGACAGGACCGAGAGGAGCCCGGGAAAAUGGCCACAGGCGGCCCUGCAGCGGAGUCAGACGGGGGCCAGUCAAAGGAGUUUAGGGCUACACUGUCCAUGUUGCUGAAACCUGGUGAGAAGACGUACACACAGCGGUGUCGUCUGUUUAUCGGUAACCUGCCCAACGACAUCACAGAAGAUGAUUUCAAGAAGCUGUUCGCAAAAUAUGGGGAGCCCAGUGAGGUCUUCAUCAACAAAAGCAAAGGCUUUGGUUUUAUCAGAUUGGAGUCCCGUGCACUAGCAGAGAUCGCAAAAGCAGAGUUGGAUGACACACCGAUGAAAGGCAGACCCCUACGUGUUCGAUUUGCCACACACUCUGCAGCUUUGUCUGUGAAGAAUCUGUCUCCAUUUGUUUCCAAUGAGCUCCUGGAAGAAGCUUUUUCACAGUUUGGAAUGGUUGAGAGGGCCAUAGUCAUUGUAGAUGAUCGUGGGCGCUCCACAGGCAAGGGUAUUGUUGAGUUUGCCUCCAAACCUGCUGCCAGAAAGGCGCUGGAUCGGUGCAAUGAGGGUGUCUUCCUUCUCACCACGUCACCCCGGCCUGUUAUUGUCGAGCCUCUGGAACAGUUUGAUGAUGAAGAUGGUCUUCCUGAGAAACUGGCACAGAAGAAUCCCAGAUACCAAGCAGAGCGAGAGGAGCCGCCCCGUUUUGCUCGUCCAGGCACUUUUGAGUUUGAGUACUCCAAACGGUGGAAGUCCCUGGAUGAAAUGGAGAAGCAACAGAGGCAACAGGUUGAGAAGAACAUGCUCGAGGCCCGUGAAAAGCUAGAGAGUGAAAUGGAGGAUGCGUACCACGAGCACCAGGCCAACCUGCUCCGACAAGAUCUGCUGAGACGCCAAGAGGAACUACGGCGUAUGGAGGAGCUGCACAGUCAGGAGAUGCAAAAGAGAAAGGAGAUGCAGCUCAGACAAGAAGAAGAGCGUCGCAGACGAGAGGAGGAGAUGCUUCGCAAGAGGGAGAUGGAGGAACAGAUGCGCCGCCAGCGUGAGGAGAACUACAGGAUGGGCAACUUCAUGGAUAGGGACAGGGAAAUGAGAAUGAACCCCGGUGGAGGUUUGGGAAUGGGUGAUAUGUCAUUUGGUGGAUCCAACCAGAAGUUCCCCAUGGGUGGAAUGGGCUUUGAGGCACAGCAGGGAAUGGGACCAUCUCCAGGAGGCUUGAUGGGCAACGAAAUGCGUAAUGAGCGCUUCACCCAGGGUGGUCCUAGGGGAAUGGGUCCUGGUAACCCCGGUUACAACAGGGGACGUGAGGAGUUUGAUGGUCCUUCUAAGAAACCCCGUUUUUAAACGCUGCUCUUUGAUGCUCCCAGCAGCACCAUUUGUAUAGAUUCUCCAAAACAAACAUGAUUCUCUUGUAUUUAAGUUUAAAUUGUUGCUACACUUAAGCCUAACAAUUUAAUCCUUUUAUGACAAAGUCAAUAUUUUCAUUUUUUUAUUUUGUAUUGUCAGUAGUAUGGAAAGAUAGGUCACCCUCGUGUGGUCCAUUAGUUCUUUCUGACCCAUGUAUAAUUUUCUUUUCUAGAUGUAUUAUGCUCUGUGAGUCGCCGUGAAGUGAUAAUUGUAACAUUUUUCUCAACUUUCUAUGGCUGUGUUUGUGCCAUACAUUUGGAGUCAAAGCAUGUAUUAUAAUAAAGAGACAUUGGUUCUAUCAGGACAAACCUUUAACAUUUAUUCCUAAAAACUGAAACGUACAGUGUGCUCAAGAAGCAACCAAACCAAAUUGGUUGUCUGCACCACUGAAGUAAUGUGGAUAAAUCUGCCACAUUAGGUCUUAAAGGGUCUAUGUGUUAUCUCUGCCACAGUCCUGACCUUCAGUCAGUGAUGCGUGUAACAGUCUAAAAAAAACAAUGCAUGGCCCUCACCUAUAGCAUGUGUUCUCUGAAAAUGCCUCACCCAUCCUUUGCUACAUUAUGUUCUUCUUAACAAAUUCAGAUAACUGGGUGACACCAGUCACAGUCUGUAUUGUUAAUAUAAGUACUCUGUCAAAGAUUAUUAUAGCUUUCAUUAAGGAGUUAGGUGUAGAUGUAAGUCCUAUAGGAUGGCAUGACAUUAGAUAUGUACGAAAUCUAUAGACAAGCUGGAACCCAGCACUUUCAGUUGUGCUUUACAGGACACUUGCUUCAUUCUGCAUUCGUAUUAGACAAUUUUGUACUCUACAAUCAUUAACAAGUAACUCUGCUUUUACCGUCAAGCUUCAGGAAAGCAGAAAUAUGACACAUAGAGCCUUUAAGAAAGCCGGUGGUAUUAGUGUUUGUGUGUGGUUGUGGGUAGCCUUAUAAGCAACUUACUGCUCAUAUCAGGUACUUAGUUUGUCACUGACACACAGCCCACGUUAGUGUGUAUUGCGUUUGGAGGCUGGGGUUAUUGACUACGUUUACAUGCAAUAAUACUAAUGCUAAUUCUGAACUGUUCAGUCCUCAUUGAUGGACAGAUGACAUAGAACCUGCACUUCAGUGUUUCUGCCGUCUCGGGAGCUGGAGUACAUUUUUAAAUUGUGCUGAGAUUGGGAAUGACAAUGGAGAACCAGUUUCAAAUUGUCCAAUCCAUCGGAAUUGCAUGCCUCCAGGAUUAGCAAUUUUAAUUUUAGCAAUGCAACCAUGUUUUCCUGACAGCUGUAUUGCAGAACUAUGACGUCAAACUCUUGUAUCUACGCUACUUGAAACAAGAGGUAAAUAGAGAGGAAGAAACAGAGUGGCUUCAUUUCACAAAGAAAGAUGAUAAUAAUGCUAGUUGUAAUGUCUGUAAAAUGAUCAUUUCAAGUAAGUGUGGAAGCACCAGCACUAUGCAGAAACAUUUUUUCUGCACAACGUGGUCUUAAAUCCUGGAAUGCAUCGAUUUGACACUUGUUGCUUGGUUGGGAAGCACUGACACUCAUCCAUCAAGUCUGUUACUGAGGGUAAAAUUAACUAAUUAGAUUAGUGCCAUGCAGGCAGGCUUAGCAGACUUUUUCUUAAGUUAGGAAAACUUAAAUGAAAAUGGAUGCUGUAUAAAAAAGCAGAAUUGAUAAUGGCAUUGGUACCAGUAAUGAGCUCAUCAAUUCCCAUCCCUUGAUGACAUCCCAUCCAUUUACAAAACCAACCGGUUUGCUACUACGCUGUGUGUGUAAAGCUUUUGAUGAGCCGAGUUGGCAGUGUGACCGGUAUAUAAGACAGCUCCUGCGCAAAAGUGCCUUAGUGUGUAGAUGUUAGCCAUGUGCUAAAAAGUAUAAUGGCCCAUAGCCUGUUUAUACUGCAGCCACUUAUUGCAAUGAGGAUAAAACCAUCUUACGUUUGUUACUGAGUUACAGACUUGACAAAACCUGCAUGUAAACGUAGUCAUUCAGUAUAGAUAAGAAUUUUUGUGUAGAACAGAUUUUUGUGUGUUAAAGGAACACACAAGGAAGUCUUUACAGAUGUAAUUAAGUAUUUCAUCUGAGUUGAAUAUCCAUACCAUAACAACUAUUUGUUGGCAUGGGUAAAUCUGCCUUUUGCAUGACUGGCAAGAGGCUCUGUUGGAUGCAUGUAACAUGCAUUGUCAGUUUUGAAAGCAUAGCAUGAACUUCUAAUCUAUGGAUGAAAAGUGAACCACCAACCACCUAAUUCUAAUUGAUUUUUUAAUAUUUUCAAUUUUUGUUACUGUUAAUUUCAUUUUGAAUAUACAUAUAUUUUAAUGACAUCAAUGUAACAUGAGUCUGCAGACAGCCAUUGUUGGACUUAGAAAACAGAUAUAAAAUAAACUUGAACAAGUUGUACUUCACUGACAAAGCAUUCAUUGUGCUUGACCUGGAAGAAGUCAAGAAAUCCAGAGUUUGCUCCGUGGCCUGGCUUUCAGGUUUCAUAUUGAUAUGACUCGUACUGCUGCAGAAUAUAUUCUGUCUCUGCUGCACCUUUUCCUCUUUUUGUUACUGACAAGACAUGUUGACAUUUCACUGCCUCCAGUUCGUGAAUUACCUUUCACAGCUUGUUACCCCACAGGUCAGUCAGUUAUAUUGGUCUGAUAUGAUUUUGCCCUGUAAAUUCUUAUUUAAUGUGUACUGUGUUGCACAGAUACAUUGUGUGGCUGAAAGUUCCUUCGGCUUCUUCUGUGGUUUAACUGAUGGCAAUAGACUUAGUGUGUUUCCUGGGUGCAGCUGGGACUCACAGUACAGCCCAUUUUUGUUAUUUAUCCCAAAUCAGGCUUCUGCCCUUGGACCAGGCCCUUUCUGCAUUUCAGAAGAAAACCUGCGUUAAGCAAUUGUUUCAUUAAUGUCAAAUGUGGCAAUAUUACAAGACGCAAGAGCUCACCAACGGAAUCAAAACAAAAUACUGAACAUGAACAACCUAAACCCUCAAAACUGGCACCAUAAUGUUUGGUAUUAGUUACCUUGAGAUAGUCAAAGUACCAAAUCUGUGCUUUGAAUUUUGAAAGUGGGCUGCCUUUUUGUUACCCUUUGGAUCACAUUUUGGAACUAAACGCUGUAAAGUGAUCAAAUGCCUGCUAUAUAAAGAAGCUGUACCUGUUAAACAUUUUCUGUAAUUAUGAAAGAGAAAUUCAUUAAGCUCCCCUUGCAAUUGAAAUUCACAUUUUCCCCCUGCUGCCUGCUCUAAUCUUGUCAGUACCUGUUUUGAGGUAGUCUGACAUCACUUGGCAUCAAAUGGAAACUGGCUUGCCUCAGCAAGCAUUUCUGAGUUGUUUGGUAGGAGGGGUUGGGCUGUGUAAGUAUUAAUUCCAACUUGUAUAACAAGUAUAAUUGUUGCACUUCCCUGCCUUUUUGUUAUGAAAAUGGAGAGUAUGUUGCGAGAUGAAGCAGGACAUACUUUUCCUUGCACUGUUUUAUGCUGCAAUUCUGUGGACUAUUGAAGGUAUUAUUGACAUUACGUGUAGUGAACAAAAGUGUCCAUACCACAGUGUAGCUUCUGAUACUACUUCAUAGUACUUUAUAAUGCUUAGAUUUUCAAGAUGUAUAAGAAAAAAUUACUUUUUGCCUUGCCUUUGCAGACAUUGUCUGUCCAGUGUUUGGACAACAUUUAGACCUGUAACAGGAUGACUGCAAUGCAUCCUAUGUUCUUUUAAUUUGUCAAAUAGCCAAAGACUACCAAAACAACGGAGUAUGUAAGACAUCAAGAAACUUGUAAAAUUAGUUUGUGGUAUUCCUCUUAUGCACAGUAUGACAAUGCACUCUGCACAAUACCUGAAAUUUCAAUCCAUUUAUAAAAGUUUCUCAAGAAAAUCUUCCCCCUUCAUGUGGCAUCUGGGAACCCUGCAAACACAUCUGAAAUGGCUGUACAACAGAGGACUACAGAUACACGGAUGAAUUUGGUAAUUGAAUUGGAUAUCAUGGAGAACUCAUCUGCAAUGUUACGUGUGUUUGUGUUAUGUACAUUUUUUUUUCUUUAACAGGUUUGACCAGCUUGAAAGAUUUUGGACUGUGAAGGAAUUUGUAGUUGCAUAGUGUGGACUCUCUCACUUAGAGGAGCUUAAACACUGGACUUGUGCAAACGACCUGAUUUAAGAUUCGCAACAAAACAGCACAUUGAGGAUCAAAAUUAUAGCCAACACAUUAGCCUUUGAGUCAGUAAAGUAUGUGAUGCAUAGAAGCAACUCUUGCCUUGUGGCAUUCCUCUUGCAUGAAACAUUUUCUAACCCUGUAGAGAAAUCUAAAUGGGUGAAACCUUCAAUGGGUAAAGACUUUUUUUGAAUGACAAGAAUAUAACUAACUUGCAGUUACAGCCUGAUGGAUUUUUGGAAAAUAUUUAAAAAUAACUUGGUGUCCUGAUGUUAAAAUAUGCUGAUCCCUAAAUCACUUCAGACGAGAUCAGAAAUUCUGUGAAGAUAUUGUGAGUACCGUAUUUCCUGAAAUACUAAUGGGGGGCCUUUAGUUACCUUCCCUGCAAAAGCUAACAGUCCUUUAUUUGAAAAAGGCUUGUAUUAGAGACAGUCCUCGAGUUUUCAUUCUCUGAUUAUUAGAAUUGGUCAAGCAUACAUCAACAAGAUUAAUUCUACAUCCAAUAUGGUGCAGAAGAAUACAUAACAUAGUAGCAAAACACCAGACAGCUGGGGUCAAAAAACAGCCAUAUUCUAUAAUGGUUAAAACUAUAACGAGCACAACAAUUAGAGUUAGCAACAUAAGCUGCCGUGUUCUGAACCGACACAUUAUUAAAAAAAUAACUAAGGCUAGUAUUUAGGAACACAAAAACGGCAAACUUGACAAACAAUAGGAAAUGUUGGUUAUUGCUGCAAUAUGUCAAUGCGAAGCCUCUUUUUGACGCUCUCCAGUUUGCCCUGUUUAACUUACAGCCUCAUGCUGCGAAUACAAACUCAACACUUUCUGUAUCUGCGUCAAAUUAAAAGCCCUCUAGUGUUGCAGUAUUCAGAAACCCAUCAUUUCUGUUAAGACUUUUAUAAAGAGUUUUAUUACAAAGCUCAUUCACUUGCAAAAUUCCAAAAUUUGUUUGUGUUGACCAUGCCCGCAGCCAUUAUUUAAGACCUGGCUUUUAUUUGACUGUCAGUUUUUAUUUGAGGAAAUGCGGUACUUACUUUUCUGAAAGUGACUGACAUCAGCGAAUAGCAACAAUUUUUAAGAAGUAUACCGCUUUUGUUAAUGUGACAGUUUCUGCUGUUUAAGACAUGCUGUAGUUACAUAGCCUAUUGUGCUUCCUGUUGUGGGAAUGGAAGUCAAUGUGGAAGGAAGGGUUCCUUUGCAGUCAGCCUUGCCCAAGUUCAGCCCUGGGGGUUAUUCCAGGUUUGAUCAUUUCUAGAUAGCUGUUUAUUUGCUCGAUGACCUGGUCAGAUCAUGAAUCCAUCUGAAAUCAUAUUUAAAAUUUUAAAAAGAUACCUUUGUAAAGAUCGAGUUUGUGAUCCUUUAUUCCUUGAAGUCUUUUUUUUUUUCACUACCAAGAUUGGUUAAGAGAAUUAGGCACAACAACAAAACCCCUUUGGAUUCACUUAUGAAGUACCCUUUUGUAAAUUGACCAUCCAGUGUCUGAAUCAGUGGAUAGCAAUGGACUGAUAUUUAGCUGGAUUUUCUGACUGAGUGUUUCCCCUGAAAGAGAUUUUGUCAUAACGUGAAUGGAAGAACUAGAGGGGAAAAAAGGCAAAAGUCAAAAGACCACCAAUUCUUUGGAGUCGGUAAGACAAUUAGAUAUUUAUUAGAAAGUGUCAAAAAUCUAAGUUGAAUAUGCAGCUAACAAAACUUUAAAUUACAAAUGUUUUAACAGAAAGUUAAUGUUAGAUAAAAUAGUAAUAUCGGACAAGUAUAUGACUGUUUUUAGGCUUAUUAAUUGCUUUGCUAGUUGAAACACUUUGAUUGAUCAGAUACGUUCUCCACACAGCAUCUGAACAUCCUGCAAAAUAGUACAAGUUCUCAUUGACUUGACCUCAGUGUAAAUUUUAAAACUUGUAAUGUUAUGUCUGUGUGUUGGUGUUGUGUACAAUUUGUUUUUCUUUAACAGGUUUGACCAUCAUUAAAGGUGUUGGACUAUAAGAAGGAACUUUCCAAACCAAGAAAUUCAAAGACUGUGUAGCUUCAGUUGGAGUGGUUUUGUUAAUGGAAAAACUCUCGAGGACCAAAUAGCACCUUUUUUAUUAUUGAUCAUGAUCUGUGGUGGCUCUAUAGCUUUGGCUGUUGCAUGGAAAGUUGAAAUAUAGUAGUAAACAUUCAGCCAUUUUUCUCCCCGAAGUAUGCAAGUUUGAAGUGGAACUGGACUUGCCAAGAACACUUAACACUAACUGGCCCCUAUGGCAGAAGACACUGACUAUGCAUUAUUGCAGUAAAAUGGGAAUCGGAGCUCUGACACCGACAUAUUUAAGAGACAUUCGUGGUAAAGAUUUGUUUAAAGCUGGUGUCAAGCACAUUUAACAGACUACAUUAACUAUGAUAGAAGUUUAGCACAGCGAUGGCCCAUAUGGUCAAGGUGAUCUGAAUAGGCAAGUUUUAAAGAAAUCUGAUGCUCACAUUAUGUUCUGUGCCAGACAUGUGGACCUAAUUGACUAGUUAACAGACAAUUGAGCUAUAUAUAUUAGAGGUCCACAACACAGAUUUCCCCUUCUACAAACACAGUUUGUGUUUGCGCUCUUUGUUUUCAUUCUUGAACCUUCACACUGUCACUGUAUUAGUAGUUCAGAACAGGGAUGUCUCUUACUGCCAACACAUUUUGACAGCGUCAGUGGAGUGAAAAUAGAAAAAGCUUUGAUGUUGACAUUUUUAAAACUCUUUAUAGUAGAGAGACUUCAACUAUGACAGAGAUUCUGAACACGAAUGCCCCUAAUGACAACACAUCUGAACUUUACGAUGUAAAAAUUUAACCAAUCUUUCUGACACGCAUUUCUUCAUAGUCAAGAUUUGUUUCAAGGACUCGAUGGCUUUUAACCCGUGCACUGCACCCCAUCGAUACCUGUGAACAAUCCCUGACCCUAAAAGCUGAUGGCAGAACUGGACUAGUAGACCUGACCAACCUCCAAUACACCAUUCUUCCUGAGGCAGGAAGUUCCAAGCACCUUAUGGUUGAAGAGGGUAUGCCGUGUUGCAGGGUUUCCGUUGGUGCCGGUCGACGUGUCCUGGAAGAUUUCAGUGUACGGGACAACUGGGAAAAAUUCCGUUCAAAUAUUAUGUGUUUAUGGAGCCUUUUUUCCUGUGUUUUUUUUGUCUGUGUGGCUAAUGGGGACAACAGUUUUUGAAAUUGGUCCAUUAUUGAGUGAGAGUGCUGCAGCCGCAAAACGGACAGGUUCAGGAUGCUCUAAGGCUUUGUUCAGACUGCUGGCAAAUCAGAUUUGUUUCUCAACAGACUGCCCGCACUGUUAUUUGCAAGUGAUCACAUCAGACAUCUAUGUCCAGACAUUACCAAACUAUCUGCAUGAGUUUCUGUGGUAAUGUUAUGUGUCAGUAACUACAGACUCUGAUUAGAUUAGGUUUAAAUUUAAUUGUCCUUUGCGAGGAAAAUUGUUUCCACCUUCCAGACAGCCCCAUAGACACACAUCAAACUCAGCAGAUAAAUACAUGGAUCCAACAACAUACACCCACCACCAGCACAUUCUCAAACGUAACAUGCACAAACAUGUUCUAUUCAGUUCUGUUGUGGCAGACGUGGCUUUCCAACAUGGAAGUAUGGAAAAAAGCGACCCCUUCUCUCGCCCUCCAAACGAUAGCGCUGUCAAGCGGUUGUGAUGUUGUCCACAGUCGCAGCAGACAAAUUUAGCGAUGAAGGAGGCUGGUAUACAUUGUGAUGCGCAUUAGUCAUUCAAGUUAAUGUUGUUGUGUCUUGCUUUGCCAGUGAGGCAAAAGACACUUUGAGAUGCAAUUUAAGUGUCCCAACUGAGAAAUCAGGUUGGAAUUGCAUUCCAGACCACCUCAAAAUGUUUCUUGGAUCUGAUAUGUAAAAAUCGGAUUUCAUGUGAGUUUUUUCCUGUCCAAAUGAUCUAAAAUCAAUCUGGGAAUGCCCAAAAACGGAUUUGGACUGACAGUCUGAAUAAGGCCUGAACGUUAGACAACAUUUUGGAAAGGAGCCCUGCAGACACACAAAAAUCAUUUUUGUUCAACCAGAAACAGCCAAUAUCACUCUUGCCAAAGCCACCAGACUUUUAUCGUCACAAAACACACAAAAGAUGCAAAAUUUAAAAAGAGUAGAGCCAGAAUUGUCACAUCUAGCUCUGGAAUUAUUGUUACGAGACAGAUUUGAAUAUGUCAGACUUAAACAGAUUUUCACAGUUUAAAAAAAAAAAAAAAAAAAGACAAGGUAAUUACCGGAUAACGGAAACCCUGGCGUGCUGUGCCUGUGUGGUUGUGUGUGUGUUUCAUGUCUUUGGGUCAAUGAGAAGUGUGUUAGCUGCUGUGAGCCAGCUUGUCAAAGACAGGCUGCCCCAGUCCACAGUAGAGGCUCCUCUCUGCAGUUGGGUUACAUUGACGAUGAGUAGUUCUGCAGAAGUCAGUGGACAGUAAAGCCUGGACAUGUUUGCACUGCAGCCAGAGGUAUGCUUACACAGAUCAGCUGAACAAGUAAGGUAAGUGUUCCAUCCAUGUUUAUAAUGCAAGAUGCACAGUUGUCCCAUAACUUGACUCUUCUCUCUGUCCUCUCUUAUUCCAUGUCACUGCUUACAGUGACGUUACAGGGGUUCUGGCAUCACACUUACAAAGAAUGGCAUCACAGUGCAGAUCUCUGUUCUUCAACCUUGUUGUGUGUGGAUGUUGCAAAGCAUUGUAGCCUGUGCAGUGUAUGUGUGUGGUGGUAGUAUGUACGCAUGAAAGGAGCAAUGUAUCGACGGCCGAGUCACUAGUUCAACACGACAGUUUCUAACCGCAGAUGUGGAACAAACACCUGAAAUUUGACACACUGUCAUAUUUUGGGAACACUGAAAGUCACAAGAAGGACGUCCUGUUUUUAUUUUCUGGCAUUGCUUGAAGUAUAGAAGCAAAAUGGAAAAUUUAAGCAUCAGAAAAUCCAAGUCUCGGACCAACUGUACAAGAUAUUUCAGUUGUAUUCCCUUUGUUCAGCUUGUGCUGAUUUCUAAUGUGAUCUGUUGCUUUUAAACUUUUUCUGCCAUACUUGUAAUAGCAAUAGGCAGGUUGUGUGCACCAAUGAACAGAAAAAUAGUCCAAUGCAAACCUUAUGGAAUGGCAUUUUCAAUUUUAAUGCUCUAUGAAAGCAUUAAAAGGUGGUCAUGUCUCUAUGCUGCGCCUCUUUUAUAUCGACCGUUCGGGUUUGGUACCAUUUUUUUGUAUUGGUUUAAAUUCAUUCAAACUACAUUGGGUAGUAUUUUACCCUGACAGAAACAAUGGAACAAGUGCACAUGCCAAUCUUUGGUUCACAUAAUUCGUUUUUUAUUUAGUUUUUUAGCACAGUAGUAUAGAUCACUGAACCAUGAUACAUUUCGAAAAUAAGAUUAGCACUUUUGUUUAGCACUGACUUCUGUCGACAUUGUACUGACUUUGGUAACUGACCGUCACUACUACUGACUCCCUCUGUCUCUGCUGUGAAAUGUCUCUAAAACCAGAAACAGUCCUUUUUGUGCACUGGGUUGGGAUGUGAUGCAGCUUUUGAAGUGAAACACGUCACAGACUGCUUGGGUUGUUCUGGGUGGGAUUGUAGAAAAUGAAAAUCCCUAUGUCAGACAUCCAUUUUUAUUAUCCAUCGCUCAGUGCAGUCUGUCUGUACUUUACUUAACCUUUGUGAUUUUGUGUGCUUGUGUAGAUGGGGUGUGGGGUGUGUUUUUUUUUUUUUUUUUUUUUUUUUUUGGCCUUAACAUUUAAUUACUUAAAUUUAAACAUUAUGACAAAUGUCUUUUCAGUAGAUGGCUAUGAACUCAAGAUUUUCACCUGAAGUGCCUGCACUCUGACUGUACCAGUGCAUUAUUUAUAACAGACCAAUCUUGACUGGAGAGGAAACACAAAUACAACCACAUGAGCUGGUGUUCUGAAAACAAAGAGGUCAUUUAAAACCCAAGAGGUCAUUUAAAACUCAAACCCCCCCAUUGCCACAGUUUGCAUCAGACAUAAACAUGUCUUGGAGUCGAGUCAUACUGACAUAUGCAUGUUAAGAUUUAGUUUGACUUACAUUUACCAAGGAUAUCACAUCCUGCUCUUUGUGAUGAAACGUUCAUUAAUCAGCUCAAAUCAGAAAAAAUACGUACCUCAUAACGAGGACAUGCAUUUUCAGUAUCAGAUUAAUCAAUUGAUAAUUAUCUUCUCAUUAAUGGCACAAUUUGCAACCAACAGUGUAAGUCACUGAAUCCAUUGCAAUGUUAGGCUUACUGUUGUUCCCAAAAGCACCAUGAGAACUUAAGUAAGAAAGAGUAAGGGGAUCAAAAGUCCAUUAAUGUAAACUUUUGUGUGUGUAGCACAACAGGGCAGUGCCCUUCAAGAAUACUGUUUUUCCCUUGGUUAAAACAUACCAAGGGAGAAUAGAGCGCAAACCAGGAAAAGUUAAAAUACAAAUACAGCACAUUAAAAUGUUCUUCCUCAUUUUUAAACAGUGACUACUUAACAAUAAUACUAUGACUGAACAAGAAAAAUGACAAAACCCUGCAAUAAAGUCAACAGGAUUACCAGAUAUUCCCUCAGUAAUCAGUAAAAAAAUAACUACAGAACUCUGAAAUCCCCUGCUCUAGAUGAUGGUUGUUGGCUGGAGGCUGAAGUGGUUUGUUGGACAGAAAAUGUACACAGCAACACUAUUUUAACUUCAGUUGCUGGUUACUUCACAUCCUGCAGCAGUCGGUGGUUUUGUGUGGAGGGAAAUGGGAAGAUGCAGUUCCUCUGAGAAUAAACUUCUGCAGUAGUGCUCGACUCUUGCUUUUCUUUCCUUUCCUCUCAGUACCUCAUACUACUCAUAUUUUGCCAUACUUCCGAAUAAACUUGAAUGCCCUGUCAUGCCAGUGACCCGCCAGACAUCUUGAAAAACUGCGGUACAACGCGACUGUGGCGUUUUUCCUUUUGUUUCUUGUGCGUAGGAGUUGUCAUGUAGCCGCAAAGAACCAUGGUGCUACCUGGAGUUCAUGGUUCUCACAAGCUUUGAUCAAGAGGGAACAACACUGUUUAGCCAACGCCAUGAAUCAAGCCCUUGAGGCUGUCAAGAUGUAUCUGUCUGCACUGUGAUCCAUUUUCUAACUAAAUCCUCAGUCCUGAUUGGCCAGAAUCUUUAUGUCCUGUCUGAGUGUGAUGCCAGAAUAACCCUUUUGGCCUCUCGUGGCCUCGUCUAAAAGGGCACUGCCCAAAGUCUAUAAGAAUGCCAUUAUUCAUGACCAAGUCUCCUUCUUAUGGUGUGUUUGGGGUUUUUCAGUCGCACCCCUGAUGUGUCAGUAUGAAGUCCAGCUUCACAUGGCUUUGUAACAGAAUUACCUUCCCCGAGGAUUGCGACAGAUCUGAGCGUUGUUGUCAUGAAUUUGUCUCGCUCCCGCUGCGGUUUGUAAACCAAUGAAUCUACUUCAGGAUGCUGAGAUGCCUUUCUAAAACUCUACCUGUAUAUUAACUUUAUCUCACAUUUCAUACAACAUACUUCUUAUCCUCACAUUGACACACACAUAUGAAAGUUAUUUACAUAUGAUGCAUGUUCACAUUAUAACACCAUAACCUUUUUUUCCCAAUUAAAACGUGUUCGGCUUUCAUUUAGAGUCACUGCCCAAACAAACACAUGCACUCGCACAACACACAUACUCAUUGAUGCACAUGCUGCCAUUUUUUUGUCUUUUGUAAGGAUGGCAACCUCAAUAGCGACGGCAUUAAAAAACAAAUGAAUAAUGGCAGAAACCUGCUGAUAGUUCAUUACCAGGCUCUCAUUGUGUGUCUCUCGCCACAGGAGCCUCGACCAGUCGAAGGAGGCUGAAAAUCCACGAUGAUAAACCAUGGUAAAAUGAAGACUGAUGUCUGAUAAUCCUGAGCUGUGAGGAGACCCAGCAGCUGCUCUGUGGUGGUGCCGGGCUGACUUCCAUAGCUGCAGGCGGUGAAGCCGAUGCUUCCAGGAGGCAUCCAGCAGAAGAGAAGCAGCCAGAGUCCAGAGGAGAUCUUUGCUUUUUUUUUCCUUUUGAACUUUUAAUAAUAAAUGAUGUAAACCUGA